Molecule: messenger RNA, 6272 nt
Organism: Oryzias latipes (Japanese medaka)
Lineage: Eukaryota; Metazoa; Chordata; Actinopteri; Beloniformes; Adrianichthyidae
Gene: lama4
Product: laminin, alpha 4
Biological process (GO): regulation of cell adhesion; regulation of cell migration; cell adhesion
Molecular function (GO): signaling receptor binding
Source: RefSeq, a predicted model, not a curated record
AGUGCUUGGAUUGAAUCUGGAUGGGUGUAACGCCUGUUCCCUAAGAGACACGAAACCCGCUGCUGCUCUUUCUCCUCUGAGCGAUUUUCUCUGGGUUUGCAGCCAUCUGUAUGUGAUUUGGGCCCCAGCUAAGGGAGAGGCAGGCCAACUGGGGAAGAGGAGUCAGGGCGAAGGAGGAGAGAGAAAGGGAGGAAGUUCACACAAGUUAGUUUCAUGGGGCUUUGCUGAGAAGAGAGGCAGAGCUGCAUCUGAAACGCUGGAGUAGAGGAGCUAAAAGAUACAGCAGAGCGAAGAUCUGCCCUCAAGACACUGAGAGCAGCGGAAGAGGGCUGAUCAGUAAACACUUUGAUGGCUUCUAAAUGUUUGUCUGGCUGCUGCCUGCUGGGCAUCCUCUUUGGGAUUGUGUGUCCAACUUCUGCCGUCAGGCUGGGGGAACAGCAGCAGACUUUGCUCAGGGUUUGUGAAAAAGGAUCUUUCCUGAGCGAGCACGGAGAAUGUCUGCGCUGUAACUGCUUAGGCAAGGCUGACUACUGCGAGGACAUCACAGGUGUCUGCAUUAACUGUAGGGUCCCCAGCACAGGGGACUUCUGUGAGCUGUGUCAGGAAGGAUACAGUCUAGCUGUGGGCCUGAAUGGACAGCUCAACUGCGAACCGUGCGCCUGCCCCCUCUCCAGCCCGUCCAACAACUUUGCUGUGCGCUGUGAAAGCAGAGGCGCUACUCUAAGAUGCAUUUGCCAGGAAGGGUAUGCAGGGCAUUACUGUGAGAGGUGUGCCCCUGGUUACUACGGCAACCCAAUGGAAAUUGGUGACUCUUGCAAGAAGUGUGAUUGCAACGGCAACUCUGACCCCAACCUGAUCUUCAGUGAGUGCCACAACGUGACAGGCCACUGUCAACACUGCUGGGGCAACACUGCGGGCACCAACUGUGAACGCUGCGCCCCCGGUUACUACGGCGACGCCAUCGACAGCAAAAACUGCAGAGAGUGCAAGUGCAACAAAUGUGGCACGUCUUCCUGCGAUGACAGGACAGGUGUUUGUCACUGCAAGCCAGGGGUGACUGGGCCUCUCUGCGACCAUUGUGAGGAGGGUUACUCUGGUUUCUCCAGCUGUCAGGGCUGCCGGAGGUGUGAAUGCGGGCCGGCUUCCCUUCGCCCCACCUGCCAUCCUCUCACCCACAGCUGUCUGUGCCGCCCCGGAGCCGGAGGGCGUUACUGUGAGCGCUGCCUGCCAGGAUACUGGGAUUACAGCCCUUCCGGCUGCCAGAAAUGUGACUGUAAGAGUGGCUACUGUGACAUGCAAACAGGAGAGUGUCUGACUGAAGCAACAAUCAACAUGUGCAACAACAGUUGUGAUGAGUGCAUCUGGCAGCUGAUUAGAGAUUUAAAACUCUCCAAUAAGACUCUGGAUGAGCUAAAGGUUACUGUGUUAAACAUCUCCACCGGUGCUGCAGCUAACGACAGACUGAAAUACUACAACUACACAGCUCAUCAACUCCAGACCCAGUUUCAAGCUUGGAGAAAGAAGUCUUCUGCAUUGAAGGCCAAGCCUGUGGAGCUGGAGAAAUCUGCAGACUCCACGGAGCUGAACAUCAGAGAGCUGGAGGACUCGGAGAUUGUGCUGAAAAACGUCGGGCAGGAACUGGACAACAGCUCUCUGCAGACUUUCACCAGAGCGCAGCAGCUCAGCACCAACCUGUCCGAUCUCAACCAUCUCAUCGAAGAGAUGAUCCAUGACUGGGAGGUGUACAGUGUUCAGCAGGAUAUCGAUCCAGAGGAAAAGAGACGUAACUUUGAGCUGGUCCAGCAGAUGCUCAGCUGGAUGAGGCAGCUUGACGUGUCACAACAACUACCUGUUGCCAAGAACGAGUCGACCGAGGCCCACGACUUGCUAAGGCGCAUCCAUCAGCUGGAGAAGAAGCUGAAAACCACCGGGAGCCGCCUUUCUCCUAUUAAGGAGCUCAUGUCUCGCUUCUCCAUCAGGCUGAAGGAGGCUCAAGACUUUCUCCUGAGAGCAGCCACCACACUGGAGGAAAGCAAGAACAAACACAGGGCCAGCAUCAUCCAACUCCACAGGAAGAAGGCGAAGCAGCAGAGGUUUGCCAAGGACACUUUGGAUGUCAACAUCACCCUGGAGACUAGCAGAGUUUUCCUGAUUGAAACCCAGCAGACAGCGGCAGACCUGGAGGCUUUGGUUCAGAAUGUGACGGAGUAUCAUGCUGCCAUUGAUGGUGCCAGCCAGAGGCUGGUGGAGAAGACGGAGCAGCUCAUGCUUGCAGACAGGGAUUUGGUCCAGAGAGCUGAUGAGCACGCUCAGAACAUGGAGCGAGAUGCCAACAUGCUGGAAGAGGAUCUGAAAGAAAGUGACGCCAACGGUUUUGUUCAGAAAGCCAUCAGCGCCGUCAACGUUUACAACAACAUAGUGAAAUACAUUGAGGACGCCAACAUCACAUCACGCACCACCCUUAACUUAGCUCAGAGAGCUGAAGACGCCAUCACUGGGAUUAAUGCCCAGCUGGAUUACCUGGUGACACAAAGUGACAAUGUUUUCAAGAAGUCAGUUUCUCUGUUUUCAGAAAAAAUGGAGGUGGAGAAAGAGGCAACAGACAAAAUUAAUUACAUUGAGGAGACUCGGGAGAUUAUGGACAAGAACGCCAAAAAACUCAAAGAAAUAGAACAGGACAUCAGUGAAAUUCACACCGAUAAAACCCGACGACGAUUGGAUUUUACCUCACAAGUAGCUGACAGGACUUUGAACCGCUCAGCGGAAGUGCUUCAAACUGUCACCCCUAUCCACAACAAGGUGGAGGAGUGGGACAGCAACAUGAGAAAGAAUAAAUACUCCGUGACUGCAUAUGAACAGGCUGUUGACUCAGCAGGGAAAGCUGUGGAGAGACUGAAUGCGCUCGUUCCUGAACUACUGAACAGGCUCAAGGUUGUAGAGAACAAGAAGCCAGUGAAUAAUGUCACUACCAACAUCGUGAGGAUCCGAGAGCUCAUCGCCCAAGCCAGGAGUGUGGCCAAGAAAGUUCAAGUCUCCAUGAAGUUUGAUGGGCAAUCUUCUGUAGAGCUUCAUCGUCACAGCAACCUGGAAGACUUGAAGACAGUGACCUCCAUUAGUCUGUUCAUGAGGGUGGAUCCAGACAAGGACCCCAUUGAGGACCGAUUUGUCUUGUACCUGGGAGAUAGAAAUGGAUCAAAAGACUACAUGGGGUUAGCCAUCAAGAGUGACAACCUGGUGUUCAUUUACAAACUUGGAGGAGAAGAAGUUGAGAUCUCUCUCACCUCAAAGCCUGUCAGCCAAUGGCCUGCAGUCUUUAACUACAUCAAAGUUGAACGGCUUGGCAGGCAUGGUAAACUCUUCCUGACCAUACCGAGUCAGAGUUCCAGUGAUGAGCAAAAGUUCAUUCAGAAAGGCGAAGCUCCAGGCAAAGAAUCUCUGUUUGACACAGAUCCCAAAGGCACUGUCUUCUUUGUUGGCAAAGUUCCGCCAGACGUCACGCUGCCACCUCUUCUGAGUCUUGCUCCUUUUGUGGGUUGCAUCGAGUUGGCUUCUCUGAACAACGAUGUCAUCAGUUUGUACAAUUUUAAAAAGAUUCACCCAACAAAUAAUUUGCCACCUCCGUGCCCAAGGUACAAGUUGGCCUUCUCUCAAAGUCGCAUUGCAAGCUACCUGUUUGAUGGAACAGGUUACGCUCUUGUAAAUGACAUCGAGAGGAAAGGAAAGUUCGGCACUGUGACCAGAUUCGACAUUGCUGUGCGAACAGUUGCAAACAAUGGUGUCAUUUUCCUAAUGGUCAACGGGGACAAAUUCUUCCUUCUGGAGAUGAAGAAUGGCUUUUUGCGACUCAUGUAUGACUUUGGCUUCAGCACUGGGCCAAAACUUCUAGAGAACAAUUUACCAAAGUUUCAGAUAAAUGAUGCAAGAUACCAUGAGAUGUCAGUGAUCUACCACCAGUCAAAGAAGGUCAUUCUGCUGCUGGACAAGAACCACGUCAAAACAAUGGAGAAUCCUAAAACCACGCUGCCCUUCUCAGACAUCUACAUUGGUGGGGCUCCAUCCAGUAUCCUCAAAGCCAGGCCUGAACUGUCCUCCGUGGUUGGCCUGAGAGGCUGUGUGAAAGGAUUCCAGUUUCUGAAGAAAGACUUCAACCUUUUGGAGGAGCCUGGCACCAUUGGCAUCAGCAGCGGUUGCCCAGAGGAGUCCUUUACGUCUCGUAAUGCCUAUUUUACUGGAAGCGGCUACCUGGGAUCCACAGCAAAGAUCUCGCCUUUUGACAGUUUUGAAGGAGGAAUGAGCUUUAGAACCCUGCAGCCCAGUGGACUUCUGUUCUACCACACUGAAGAGUCCAGCGAGUUCAGCAUCUCUGUGGAGAACGGAGCAGUAGUAUUGAACUGUAAAGGCACAAAGGUCAAAUCCCACAAAAAGCAAUACAAUGAUGGAAGGACACACUUCUUAAUGGCUUCAGUGAACAAGCAGGUUUACUCUCUGGUGGUGGAUGAUAAAGACAAGCGGGAGAACAAACGGCCUUCAUCAGCCUCAAAGUCCCCUGUUGAUUCUGCCAUGAAGACUUUCUACUUUGGAGGCUCUCCAAGCAGCAGCUUCAAGAACUUCAGUGGCUGCAUCAGCUACACUUACAUCAGCAGGGAGGACCAAGACAUUGAAGCUGAGGACUUUCAGAAGUACACAGAGAGGGUCCAAACAUCUCUACAGGACUGUCCGGUAGUCAGCCCUCCAGCAGCUCAUUUGUUUAGGCACAGAAAUGCUACUUCAGGAUCCAAACAGACCCAGAAGGUUACCAGAGAUGAAUCCAGUCUCAUAAGUGACCUAAGGGGGAAUGAACAGGAGCAAUCAGAACCAAACGUGGAGCCCUGCUUCCUCUCCAGUAGUCCCAGAGCACUGCAGGAUGCCUUCCAUUAUGGAACCACUGCCAACAGCAGGCAGCACUACACAAAUGUCCCCAACUCUCUUUCCAAGAGGUUCAAUUUCUCCGUAUCUCUGAAGACUCAGUUGUCCUUUGGCCUCAUCUUUUACAUAUCAGAUAGUCGCGAGGACAAUUUUAUUUCGCUGUUCCUGAGUCACGGAAAAAUUGUCUACACGUUCAACGUAGCAGACCAGAGAGUGAAAAUCAGCGGGAAAGGCAGACUUGAUGAUGGCGCAUGGCACCAUAUAAACGUCACCCGUGAUGGGAACCUUGGCCGCUUAACAGUAGAUGGACUUCCAACCCUAGAGGACAGAGCUCAUAGAAGAAACGAACCCUGGCAGAUUAGCCGCCCUCUGUUCAUCGGUGGAGUUAUUCCAGGGUUGACUCUAAAGAAUAUUCCGAGAAACUCGGCGCUCAGCUUUACUGGUUGUUUGAAGAAUCUGCAGCUGAAUGACAGGAAACUGUCGACUCCAGCAGAGAUGUUUGGGGUUACCCCAUGCUUCCAGGGACUUUCUGAGCCAGGAGCAUACUUUUCAGAAGAAGGAGGAUAUGUUGUCCUGGAUAAAUCCCACCAGUUGGGGCUGAAGUUUGAGCUGGUCAUGGAGCUCCGCCCCCGUGUGGCGUCUGCUGUGUUACUGCAUGCUCGCUCAUCAGAGCAAUUUUUCACUCUGUACAUCCAUGAGGGCGCGGUGGUGGUCGUCGUAAAAGAUGGCCCUCAUGAGUUCUUCACUAAAGUGUCUCUAAGGCAUGGUGUGUGUGAUGGCACGUGGCACAGAAUCACAGUGAUCCGGGAUGUUGGCAUCCUCCAGCUGAACGUUGACUCUGAGGUCAGUCAUGUCGUGGGACAGGUAAAGUCCAGCUCCGCCGACCCCGGGAUGCUAGUGUUCAUAGGCGGAUUCCCAAAUCACUUCCCCACAGACAAAAAUGCCACCAGGAAAUCCUUUGUGGGCUGCAUGAAGAAUCUGACCAUCAACGACAGUCCAGUCAGCCUCAGCAAAGCAGUUCUGGUCAGUGGAGCGGUCAGUGUGGGAACCUGCCCGGCGGCAUGACUCUUCCUUGAGCAGAGAGCAAAUAAUUAAAUCUGUUUUUAGGACACCCAUCGGCUGAAAGGGUUCUUCACACUCCUUCCUAUCGUUAGUUGAUUUAUAUUUGUAUCCAUUGGUAAAGAGACCAAAUCCUCUAAAAACUUGACCAUCUUUAUGACUAAAAAGGUUAAUAAAUCUAUCUGUAAUGAAGACAUCCUUUGUUUAAGCACUGUCAUGCAAACACAAGUCUUGUGUGUGUUUUUUACACCUGUUCACUUUAUAUAUCAGCUUAUUUCUGACAAUAAAUAGUAUCCGUCAAUAACGUC